AUGGCGGAUUUUUUGGUUGAAGUAACAGGAGACCCAGGCGAAGACAUGGGUACACGGUGGAAGCUCCAUGUGGACGGAGCCUCCAACCAGACCUUCGGAGGAGCCGGGAUCAUCCUAGAAAGUCCAAACGGGGUCGUAUACGAACAGUCGGUCAGAUUCGAGUUCCCCAUCUCGAACAACCAAGCAGAAUACGAAGCCCUCAUAGGAGGCUUGACCCUAGCAACAGAGGUCGGCGCAAAAAGGCUGGAAGUAUGCAGCGAUUCCCAAGUCGUCACUUCCCAAGUAAACGGCAGCUAUCAAGCCAAGGACCCCUUGUUGCAGAAGUACUUGAAAAAGGUCAAAAGCUUGAGCCAAAAGUUCGACGAGGUCACGGUCCAGCAUGUACCCAGAGAAAGAAACACACGAGCAGACCUCCUAUCAAAAUUAGCCAGCACGAAGCCAGGGGAGGGAAACCGGUCUCUCAUCCAAGGCAUGACAAGGGAACCUGCAAUUGCACUACACAUAACAACCCUAAGUCCUUCAUGGCUAGACCCCAUCACCAACUACCUAGAACACGGCCAAGUCCCUGGUGACAAAAAGGAUGCGGGGAAAUUAAGGAGAGAAGAUGCCAAAUACGCCGUCAUCCAAGGACAGCUGUUCAGAAAAGGGCUCAGCCAGCCCCUACUGAAGUGCCUACACCCCGACCAAACGGACUACGUCCUCAGGGAAGUCCACGAGGGCUGCUGUGGGCACCACAUCGGAGGAAAAGCCCUAGCAAGGAAGUUGAUCCGAGCUGGGUACUACUGGCCGUCGAUGAUGGCAGAUUCCAAAGAGUUUGUCAAAAAGUGCAUAAAGUGCCAACAGAACGCCAACUUUGCCAAGGCACCGGCAAACGAGUUGAGCUUGCUGACGACCUCCCGGCCAUUCGCUCAAUGGGGAAUCGACCUCUUAGGGCCCUUCCCUGUCGGCCCUGGGCAGGUGAUAACACGGUUCGGGAUACCAGAAGUCGUCAUCUCGGACAACGGCACACAAUUUGCUGACAAAAAGUUCACAGAAUUUCUCAACGGCCUAGGUAUAAGGCAAAGGUUCUCUUCGGUAGAACACCCUCGGACGAACGGACAAGUGGAGUCCGCCAACAAGGUUAUCCUUUCAGGGCUAAAAAAGAGGUUGGACAACAAAAAGGGUGCUUGGGCCGACGAGCUGGCAUCGGUCCUCUGGUCUUAUCGAACAACCGAGCAAUCCUCCACCAAGGAAACCCCUUUCCGACUAACGUACGGGGUGGAUGCAGUAAUACCCGUGGAGAUCGGUGAACCAAGCCCGCGAUUGCUUUUGAAAGGAGUAGAGGAAACUGUAGAAAAGGACCUGAUAGAGGAAGCCCGAGAAAUGGCCCACUUGACAGAAACGGCGCUAAAGCAAAGAGUGGCGCUCCGCUACAACACUAAAGUGCUCAAAAGGAAAUUCGGGGCAAACGACCUCGUCCUGAGGCAAAAUGAUAUCGGCCUGCCGACCCCAGGAGAAGGCAAGCUAGCGGCCAACUGGGAAGGCCCAUAUAGAGUCAAGAAAGUGAUGGGAAAAGGGGCCUUUAAGUUAGAAAGGCUCGAUGGCAAGGAGGUCCCGAGAACAUGGAACGCGGACAACCUUAGAAGAUUCUACUCCUAG
This is a messenger RNA of Arachis stenosperma, 1638 nucleotides long. RefSeq lists its product as uncharacterized. Gene Ontology annotation, molecular function: RNA-DNA hybrid ribonuclease activity; nucleic acid binding. The record is from RefSeq and is a predicted model, not a curated record. NCBI's taxonomy places the organism in Eukaryota, Viridiplantae, Streptophyta, Magnoliopsida, Fabales, Fabaceae. The transcript has 2 exons. Gene Ontology annotation, biological process: DNA integration. Bases 1 to 1638 code for a protein of 545 amino acids.